GCCAAACGUUACGUGGACAAUUAAAUUUACAACCCCCCCCCCAAAAAAAAAGAAGCGGAUGUUCACGAUAUUAUUCGGAGGGUAUCUUCACUGUAAAAUAGAAAUAGUUUUUCUACCUCUGAUCUAUAUUUGCAUAAGGAGAAAGGGAAGAUUUUUCUGUUUUUGUCGUUUUCAUUCCUAAUCAGAACAGAUCAACACAGAGAGGGAAGAUAAAAAAAGAAUUUUGAUUGGAAAGCCUGAGUGAGAAGGGUAUAGGGUUUUGAAGGGGAUGAGCGUUGCCAUGGCCGUUUCUCCAUCGUCUUCUUCACUGGAGGCUGCGGCCACAAAACAGCAGCAGGAGAUGUCGGGAGUUGAACCAGGGACCUCUCAGUCACAACCACAGGUACACACGAUGCCAACGCCACCGCAGGCGAGUAAUAGCAAUGAUAAUAGCAAUAACAAUAGCAACAGCAACAGCAACAACAAUAAUGUCUUUGCGGCGGCUGCCACGCCACCACCUCCUGGUUUACCACCGUACACCGCUUCACAAAUUCCGCCACCACAGGUGGCACCUGUUUCAUUCUAUAGGCCGGUGGUUCAAACCCCGCCGCCGCCACUGCAUCCACCGGGUGUGUCCUCUGGACAUGCCCUGCAGCAGCAGCAGACGCCAAACCCUAAUUCUAAUCUAGGGUUUGGACAGCAGGCGCCGAGUGGUAACACUAAUUUAGGGUUUGGACAGCAGGCGCCGAGUGUUAACACUAAUGUAGGGUUUGGACAGCAGGCGCCAGGUCCUAAUUCGAACAUGAGCACUAAUCCUAAUCUAGGGUUCGGGCAGCAGCCUGCUUCCACAAUUACGCCUCCGGCUGUUCGUCCGCCAGGAUUGUUUCCCGUAUCGGCACCGCAGUACCAGCAGCCUCGGCCGUUCGGUCAUCCGCCUAAUGGUUUCAGCAGUGCGCCCAUGCCGCUGCCCGGGCCACCAGGCGCGCCUUCUGUCCAGCAGCCGCAGAUGAUGAAUCCUGCAGUGCUGGGAUCUGCACCUGCAGGCAUGCCCAGGUAUUCUGCUCCAUAUCCCCCUUUGGUGCGGCCUACGUUUGCACCACGUCCACCUGGAGGUAUGGGCGUGAUGCCUCUGCCGCGACCUCCCAUGCAAGGAGCUCGUGCUAUGCCACAAGUCCUGAAGUAUCCUCUUCCAGUCUCGGGCACAGAUCCUUUGAAAGGCGCUUUACCUUUACUCGCAACUGCAGAGAAACCACAAACAACAGUUUAUGUUGGAAAGAUUGCACCAAGUGUGGAAAAUGAUUUUUUAUUGUCUCUGCUUGAGUUAUGUGGGACGAUCAAAAGCUGGAAGCGUGCUCAAGAUCCAACAAAUGGUACCCCAAAAGGAUUUGGCUUUUGUGAAUUUGAGUCUGCGGAAGGGGUGCUUCGUGCCUUACGCCUUUUGAACAAGUUUUGUCUUGAGGGACAAGAAUUAGUGUUGAAUGUUAAUCAAGCAACCCGUGAUUAUCUAGAGCGAUAUGUUGAAAAGAAAACUGAAAGGGAAAAGCAAAUCAAAGCCGCAGAACUUCAGGAUGCUGACAAAGAGGAAGAAACUGCACCAGGAGUUGAGAAGAAAGAACCCCCAAAACCUCCACCAGUAGAUAGCCAAAACAAAGACAAUGGUGAUUCUGAAGAUCAGGAUAGUGGGAAAAAGUUUGGUAUUGUCAAUGAUGCUGAUCGACAAGCUGAUGAGAAUGCAAUGCUGAAGCUGAAAACUAUGCUUGAAGAGAGAUCAAGGCUCCGGCCCCUUCCACCGCCUCCACCCCUUCCUACGUCCACAGAUGGUCCUGGAAAAUCUGUUUCUGCAUCUGAGGCUACUGGAAGAUCCAAGGAUGCAGAUUCUGAUGUUGAAAUCAUGAAGAGUGAUGUUGCAGAUGACAAAAAUGAAGAAGACACAACAAGUGAAAAUAAACCAACCUCUGAGCAUGAAAAGCCUGAGACAAGUUCAUCCGAUAAAGGGAGGCGUUACGAUAGAAACAGAGAGAGAGAUAGAGAGAGAGAUUUAAAACGUGAGAAGGAACGGGAAUUGGAGAGAUAUGAAAGGGAGCGUGAAAGAGAGAGACUGCGUAGGGAAAGGGAACGUGAAAUGAGGAUACGUGAAGCAGAGCGCCUUUAUGAAGAACGUGAAAGGGAAUGGGAAGCCAGAGAGAGAGAGAAGGAACGGCAGAGGCAAUAUGAAAGAGAAAGGGAGAAGGACAGAGAGAGAGAGCGGAGGAGGGAGAUCAAAGACCAGGAGGAUGCCAGUGAUGAUGAGGAUUGGAGGAAAAGGCGUCACAGAAGUAGCAUUUAUGAAGAAAAAAGAAAAAGAAGACAAAGAGAGAGAGAGGAAGACUUAUCUGACCAAUAUAGAGAAGAACAAGAGAUUGCAGAGGCAAAGAAGCACAAAUAUGAAGAUACGCGGCAAGAUAUGGAGGACACAAAAGUAUUGGUACGGGUACAUUCUGAUGCACAUGAAUCUGCAGGGAUGUGUGUAGAUGUAGUUAAGGGUGAUCAAAAAGAUAGUCCAAUGGAGCAAGGUUAUGGGAGUGAAUCUGGCGAAGAAAAUAACCAGGCUGAAGCAGCAUCACGGAAUGGAAAUGCUAGUAUAUCAGGAGAUGAAGUUGCUAUGGAACAGACACUUGGCACAGAAUCCAGGCAGAAUAGUAGUGCACCUAUUAGAAAGCUAGGCUUUGGACUUAUAGGAUCAGGAAAGCGAGCUGCAGUUCCAUCUGUUUUUCAUGAGGAGGAUGAUGAAGACAUGCACAAAGAUAAGAAGAUGCGACCGUUGGUACCUAUUGAUUAUUCUGCAGAGGAAAUGCAAGCAGUGUCAGCAAAUCAUUCAUCUGGAACAGCCUCAAAUCUCGCAGCAGCAGCAGAGUUUGCAAAGCGUAUCUCUACUUUGGGUAGUAAAGAGGAGCGGGUUGAGUCUGAAAGGGAAAGAAGCAGAAAACAAAGUGAUAGAUCAGGCCAGAAGGAAAGAGAAAGUAACCGCAGUGAUGAUAGGAAUCGCAGCAAGGAAGAAAACAAUGAUAGAAGUCGAGAUAGGGACAGGAAUCGUGAGAAACAUCAUGAGAGAGAGCACAAUGUGGAGAAAUCAAGAGCACCGGAAAACAAUAAACUUUUGGAUGUGAGGCAAUUAAUUGACACUAUUCCAAAAACCAAGGAGGAGCUAUUUGCUUACAACAUUGACUGGGCUAUAUAUGACAAGCACAAUCUACAUGAGAGAAUGAGACCAUGGAUCUCAAAGAAGAUAACAGAGUUUCUAGGUGAGGAGGAACCAACACUGGUGGAUUUUGUUGUUUUAAACACCAAGAAGCAUGAAAGUGCAGCCCAUAUGCUAGAGCUUUUGGAAUCAAUAUUGGAUGAUGAAGCAGAAAUGUUCGUAUUGAAAAUGUGGAGAAUGCUGAUCUUUGAAAUAAAAAAGGUUGAGACAGGGCUUGCUUCCAAGUCAAAGGCCUGAUGAACUUCAAUUUCUUUUAU
Molecule: messenger RNA, 3474 nt
Organism: Cryptomeria japonica (Japanese cedar)
Lineage: Eukaryota; Viridiplantae; Streptophyta; Pinopsida; Cupressales; Cupressaceae
Product: RNA-binding motif protein 25
Exons: 8
Coding region: 269-3454 (1061 amino acids)
Biological process (GO): mRNA processing
Molecular function (GO): RNA binding
Source: RefSeq, a predicted model, not a curated record